AAGUGUGUGACCUCAUCAAAACAGUGUCGUCUCCCGGUCGUGUCCGGGUUCUCCGUCUCACUCCGUGCAUAUUUGGAAGCUAGGAACCUGCAGACAUGUUUAAUUUCAGAAUUCGACGGGUGUUUUCCAUUGAGACAACCAAUUAAGUCUGUCAACACCGUCGAGACGACGUUUAUUCCCGACUCUCCCUCGUCAGCAGUGAAGGCGCGAUGAUGGUGGAGCAGUCGGACCGAGCUCCGCUGCUCGACUGGGAAGAGGAGGUCGGGCGGGCCGAACCGACCCCCGCCGUGCCUGCUCCUCACAGCGGCGGAUUCCUGGCCACAGAGCCGUCGGACCGCUGUGCUCCGAGCAAAAAUGGCGCAAAUAACGGCUGGAGCGCGAGCCCGAGAGGUGGAGGUAGUGUAACAGCUGUUAAAGGCAGGGGAAGGAGCACGCGCUCUGGGCCCGAGGGGGAUGCUUAUGCUUCAGGCACGGAUGAGGAAGGAGACUGCGCCUUCCCCGGACCCUCCAUCAAAACCCGCGCAGUCCCGGGGUGGGAAGAGAAAGAUCAAAUUGUUUCUGUGUUCGUGGUGACCUUUGACACGAGAUCAGGAAACAUUGUGGAGUGGUGCUUACCUCAAGACAUAAACCUGGAAGGUGUGGAGUUCAAGUCAAUGGCCAGUGGCUCUCAUCGAAUUGCAAAUGAUUUCAUAUAUUUUCGUAAAGGCUCUUUCUUUGGACUGGCAUGCUUCGCCAAUAUGCCGGUGGAGAGUGAGCUAGAGAGGGGGGCUCGAAUGAAGUCUGUUGGUAUCCUGUCACCGUCAUACACACUGCUCUACCGCUACAUGCACUUUCUAGAGAACCAGGUCAAGCACCAGCUGCAGUGUCCAGGCCAGUACUCGCCAUUGGAGGCAUUUUACGAGGAUAAGAAGGCUGUGCUUCCCCCGGGAGGGAACGGUCUGGUCACAGUCUGCCCCACCAGCACCGUGGUGAACCGCUGCAUGCAUCCAGAGAUGAAGAUUACACAUCCUGCUGGCUGCAUGUCUCAAUUCAUCCGUUUCUUUGGAGAGCAGAUCAUGGUGUUGUGGAAGUUUGCCUUGUUAAGGAAGCGCAUCCUCAUCUUUUCUCCUCCACCUGUCGGCGUGGUCUGUUACCGGGUAUACUGCUGUUGCUGCCUUGCUAAUGUGUCCAUACCUGGGAUUGGUGGCUCUGUACCAGAGUUCCGCCCCUUCUUCUAUAUCAAUGUUGCCGACAUCACAGCUCUGGAGACGGAGUUGUCCUACGUGGCUUGCACUACAGAGAAGAUUUUUGAGGAAAAGAAGGAGCUGUAUGAUGUCUACAUUGACAACCAGAAUGUGAAGACACACCGAGAAAGCCUGCAGCCUCUGUUGCGAAUUAACAAUGCAGACAAGGAGAAGUAUCGCAAACUCAGUGAACAGAGGCAGUUGUUGCUGUAUUCGCAGGAGGUUGAUGGCGACUGCACCUCUAGUGAGGAAGACCUCUUCAUUCUGUUCUUUAUGGAGCAGAACAACCGCAUCUUUCAAACCCUCCUGGAGGUCGCAGGGAGCUCUGAUCCCACUCUGACUCCCGAGCACGUGCGCGGUAUGGGCUUGGACCCGCAGGCUGACCGUGGCUUCCUUGUGGAUCUGCUGGAGGUCUAUGGCAUCGAUGUCAUGCUGGUUAUCGACAAUCCGUGCUGCCCGUAAGGCCAGAGAGAUUUCUCUCUCUCUCUCUCUCUCUCUCUCUCUCUCUCUCUCUCUCUCUCUCGCUCUCUCUUCAUCUAUGUCUCACUAAUCGCUAAUGCUCUGUCUGGAUCCGCUAGCCUUGCUCGGCUGGAACACACUGCCUGACUCCCUCCUUUCCUCUGUUUGUCUUUCUCUUUUUCUUGGCCCGGGUGUCUCAGGAGCCAGUACUGACCCCUGGCCUCACCGCUGGAGCGAAAUGAUACUGCCUCUUCAGGCUUUGAUACAGUGCUGCCUUCACGCCCUCGACGUCUGUCUGUCUCUGUGUGUGUGUGUGUGUGUGUGUGUGUGUGUGUGUGUGUGUGUGUGUGUGUGUGUGUGUGCGUGUGCGUGUGUGUUUUCCUCAGUAUCUUGACAGCUACCUGUGGGUUCCUUUCCCAACUGCACCUACAUCCUGAAAAGUGACAAAACUGAUCUCUGUGCCUCUUUAUUACUGCUUGUUUUGUGGACCUCAAUUGUGACUCUUUUCUUCUAGCCAGUGCUGUUUGGGAGACCUGAUGUAAUGGCCCUGUCUGGGUCUCCAGUGUGCUUCAUCUGAGCCCCACAGACUUAAAGUAAAGCAAUGGAAAUGCUUUCAUCCUUGUGUGUGUGACUGGUUUUCUGUCUGGUGAAGGAAAAUGACUGAAAGGCAAUGACUCACUACAUUGUUAUAUAUUAACGGUUUUUGCAGAUAAACAGUGUAAAGCAACUGACUGGAAUUAUUUUACUGGACCACGUUUCCAUAAUCUCCUGCAGUAUUUAUUAAGCUUACUCCAUUUUCUAAAAACUAAAUGGAAAUCAGUUUGACCAUUUUGGCGUCUCUUUCUCUCUCUCUGUGUGUGUGUGUGUGUGUGUGUGUGUGUGUGUGUGUGUGUGUGUGUUUACUGAUGCUUUUUGGAUUUCGUCAGCCUUUAUGCCUGUACCUAUUGACUGGAUCAGUGUUGAUGACGAAAGCGUGCUAAUAAAUCCUUUAAGAAUUCAUCAGUUCAAUAUAAAUAGUCUCCAGGGUGAUGACGGGUCUAGAAUGUAAAUUCAUGAUGAAAGACAAGCGUCGCAACUGCUGUAUGUUCACCUUCAAUCAUGCUCAUGGUCCACGUUAGAUUUGCUGCAGAUUCUGUUCAUUCUAAAUGACUGUAUUUUCUAGAGCAGGGCUGGACAUCCUGCAGCCUCGGAUGACGUUUGGUUUUGUGUGCUAGAUUCAGAUCAGUUUUAGCCAAGUAAAUGAAUGGGAUUUGCAUGUUGUGUUUCGGUCCUUGGCUUAAACGUUGCAUUAUAUUUUGACACGCCAGGUGUCCCUGCUCUAGAGGUAAAAGACCAGUCACUUAUCUGGAUAUGGAUACAGUAGGUGCAAAUGCUAAUGACACAGACAGGGAUAUAUCUUUGUUCUGAAUUAAACACAUUCCUUACUUUUGGUAUUGAUUGCAAGCUGUAUAUUUUUGCUGCACCAUAUGAAGCACAGUUGGUAUACACUGACACAGUUUAAUCUGUUUUUUUUGUGACUUUUCCUGUUUCCAUCAGUGAAUGCCGUAUUGUUCAAUGACUUUUGUGGACUUUGUUUGAUGUGUACGCUUGGAGUAUUUGCAAUUCUCAAUGAUUUGACUCAAUUACUUUUCAACCGAACUAGAUCACACGGUCAUAAUGGCGAAGUCAGCUGCUGCUCCCUAAAAUAACUUAUUCAUACAGCACCAGUUUAUAGAUUACAUUUAGAUCGCGCUACUUUAAUUGUAACCCAUGACUUGGACAUAGAAGAUAAGCUUGCCCUUAAUUCACUAACAAACCGUUUUGUUGUGUUGUUCCGGGCCUGUGUAACUUUGCAAGCAACAAACACUACUGUCUUUCACCCGGCGGUCCAGAUUUUUAUUCAAUCUGCAUACCAAACUCUUACUUGAAAGGACGACGGCAAAUAGCAAUCAUGUCUCCUUAGAGUGAAUGAGUGCAGGCGCUCGUUGUUUGACUGGGAUACAAAUAAGCUUUUUAUUAUUAAUGGUAAAAAUCUAUUUAGUUUAAAUUAACAAUAUAUAAUGUUAUACAUGUCCAUUGAGGCUGUAUGGCAGAAUUGCUGAUGUGGAUUUUUUUGAUCUCUCAUGCACUAUGUAUUCUUUUCCUCUUAAUUCAUAUUUUAUAAACAGCAUUAACUUGGCUCGUUCUGUGUCCUCUGAACUUGAUGAGAAAAUGUACAGUAAUGAUUGUGUAUGAAGCAACCAUGGAAUGAUGCUUAAAUAAAUAGGUGUUGACUAAGCAUUAAAAUGUCAUUAAUGUAUAAAUAGUGGAGAAAUGUUCGGCUCCGUUUAGCUGACAUCUGCACUCAUUUAACAUUUUACCCAUCAUGCUACAUACUGUAACUGCAUGUGUUUCCUGGUAUAAACCUACUUUUUACUGCCAUCUUGAAAUAAAUUCUCUUUACUGA
Molecule: messenger RNA, 4107 nt
Organism: Ictalurus punctatus (channel catfish)
Lineage: Eukaryota; Metazoa; Chordata; Actinopteri; Siluriformes; Ictaluridae
Gene: dennd11
Product: DENN domain containing 11
Exons: 9
Coding region: 210-1685 (491 amino acids)
Cellular component (GO): cytoplasm
Source: RefSeq, a predicted model, not a curated record